Messenger RNA from Eruca vesicaria subsp. sativa (arugula), 1052 nucleotides. The record is from the annotation of a GenBank genome assembly. Lineage: Eukaryota; Viridiplantae; Streptophyta; Magnoliopsida; Brassicales; Brassicaceae.
CUUCUUUAUAUAAAAGCAAAAAAACUCAAAACAUUCAAAACGAAAGAGAGAGAGAUAAUUAAUGGCGUUGGCGAAUAACUUAACGGCGAUACUGAACUUACUAGCGUUACUAUGUUCGAUACCGAUCACGGCUUCAGGUAUAUGGCUUGCCUCAAAGCCCGACAACGAGUGUGUCAAUCUCCUCCGUUGGCCUGUCGUGGUCCUCGGCGUUCUCAUCCUCGUUGUCUCUGCCUGCGGCUUCAUCGGCGCAUACCAGUACAAGGAGACUCUGCUAGCUGUUUACUUGUGUUGUAUGGCCAUACUUAUUGGACUCUUGCUUGUGGUUUUGAUAUUUGCCUUCGUCGUGACCCGACCCGAUGGGUCUUAUCAAGUUCCCGGUCGAGGUUACAAAGAGUAUAGGCUCGAAGGGUUCUCGAAUUGGCUGAGAGAGAACGUUGUUGAUUCAAAGAACUGGGGAAAGAUAAGGGCUUGUUUGGCUGACACUAACGUGUGUCCUAAACUCAGCCAACAAUUCAUCACCGCUGAUCAGUUCUUCUCUUCCUCUUCCAUCACUCCUCUCCAGUCAGGUUGCUGCAAACCACCGACCGCGUGUGGCUACAACUUCGUGAAUCCGACACUGUGGCAAAACCCAAACAAUAUGGCUGCAGACGCAGACUGUUACCUAUGGAGCAAUGAACAGAGCCAGCUUUGUUACAAUUGCAACUCAUGCAAAGCUGGUCUUUUGGGAAACCUUAGAAAAGAUUGGCGUAAAGCGAAUCUGAUACUUAUCAUUACUGUCGUUGUUCUCAUUUGGGUCUAUGUUAUUGCGUGUAGUGCAUUUAGGAAUGCUCAGACUGAAGAUCUCUUCCGAAAAUACAAACAAGGUUGGGUCUAAAGUGUAUUGAUUUGUUUGCAGUUGUUCAGAUUGUCGUAUUCGAACAUAGCUCAUGAUAUCUUACUUUUGUGUUUGGAAAGGGCUUUUCUUUUGUAAUGAUUAUGUUUUGAAAGAAAGAAAAGAUUAUCAAAAUAGUAGAUGAAUUAGGGUGAUAAAAUUUCGACUAUGUUCGCUCAAA